Messenger RNA from Daphnia magna, 999 nucleotides. RefSeq lists its product as uncharacterized. The coding region runs from base 1 to 999 and encodes 332 amino acids. The record is from RefSeq and is a predicted model, not a curated record. Lineage: Eukaryota; Metazoa; Arthropoda; Branchiopoda; Diplostraca; Daphniidae. The transcript has 2 exons.
AUGGCUGCCAAGUGGCUCAAUAGUGUAGAUGUCGAUUUUGGGGUUCAAUUCCCGAGAUUGAGUAUGCGUGCGGUACAUGGGUUCGUGCGUAGUUUGAAGGUUGAGCCACAGGAUCUCUUAGGCCUAGUUGCUGCAUACACCUCAAAUUUUUUGUCCCAACACAGUGGUAUCGUCAGGACGGAAUUGGAAGGGAAAGAAGUUAAUGUAGUCAUCAGGGACAGUAAUAUUCCGGAGAAAUUUGUCAGAAUUGCAGGGAUUCCACAGAAUCUAGACUUGGGAGUAGUAAAGACACGUCUGAAGGAAUUUGGAACCAUAAUUGAUGCUCGUUGGGAACGCUAUCGGGUGGCAGAGGAUGACGUUUUAUACCCUGUCCUUGCCACUUGGAUGAUAGUACGAAUGACGUUGACUAAGAAUAUUCCCUCAUACAUUACUAUUGGCAGCUAUCGUGCCAUGGUAAAGUAUGAGGGACAAAAACCUACUUGCAGACUGUGUGACGACGAAACCCAUUUUAGCUACAACUGCCCAACUUUUAGACGUAAUAAGGAACCUAUCAUUGUCCAAAAGCCCAGUAAUAAAAUGACUAAAAAGACAGAGACAGUCCCGGAAAAACCCGUCACUCUACCCUUAGAUGUAGACCCCAUGGUUUCUAAGGCCCUUCUUGAGUGUGGAUUACAAAGUUCACUCUCAGGGGGGACUCCCAACUUAGAAAUUUCUCCCACCGAACAACCCGUUAAAUCCACAGACGACCCACCACGACAGACUCCGCCCGCUCAAAUGAUAAUCCCUGAAACACAACCUGAUGACUCGGAACCUAUGACAAUUUCCAUGGAACCAGUGGAACCCAAUUUGGGGGAAGUUGAGUCCAUGGAAACUGACAAAACAAGUGACCACCUGAAAGUUCCCACUGUACCACAAAGCAAACGUUUCAAACCAACAUUGACACCCCAGAAUUCUAGACCAACCUUGUCCACUUCUCAACCCAAGAAACCAUUUAAAUGA